Messenger RNA from Sarcophilus harrisii (Tasmanian devil), 2558 nucleotides. It is a transcript of the gene FSBP, whose product is annotated as fibrinogen silencer binding protein. The transcript is spliced from 2 exons. The coding region runs from base 720 to 1616 and encodes 298 amino acids. The record is from RefSeq and is a predicted model, not a curated record. Lineage: Eukaryota; Metazoa; Chordata; Mammalia; Dasyuromorphia; Dasyuridae.
AAUCAAACGUAUUACAUUUUAAGAAAAACUGCAGGAAUACAAGGUAGACUGGAAAAUGGAGGGGAAGCUUAGCUUUACUGUGGAGUCUGAGUCUGGGUGUAACCUAACUAGCUAGAGGAUAUGCAAUUCAUGAUUGACAGCGGGACUAGCAUUAUGCAAAUAGUGUAAGAGAGAACAGCAGCUCAGGAACAGUGAUCAGGGGCUCUGUUAGGGAUCUUUCUACACACGCCACUCUAGUUUUUCAUUCUUCUGUUUCCUGUGUUUGUAAAUAAAUAGCACAAAACAGUUUUUACUUCAUUUAUUUUACUAAAAAGCAAAGCUACAAUGCAGUUUCAGUUUAUCAGUUAGAUAUACAUGUUUGAGAAACGGAUAGUCUCAUUAAAUUAGAUAAUUUUUAGAAGGGCACCAUGCUUAUCUUUGGACCUUUGUGUAUUAAAUCCUGUUUAGGGCUGUUCUCUUUAUACACAAGUGUGUUUUGCUUGUGCCUUCCUGUCUUCAGUGAAAAGCCUUAUGUAGGUCAGGCUUGGCUUAAGCAGAUUUCCUGAACCUGCGUCAGCUUAAGCUGGAGGAAUUUUAAUAAACCCUCCCCUGUAGGCGUGGGCCUAAAUGAGGCUAGCCUAGUUAAGCCUGAUCUUUUUUUCUGUUUGUGAAAAAGAGCUGAGCAGAGCCAGAGACUGCAUGGUGGUUUCAGAAACUGCCUACUUAAUUCGGAAAUAACAAUGGUUGGAAAGGCUAGAUCUUCUAAUUUUACCUUAUCUGAAAAGCUUGAUUUGCUAAAGCUGGUGAAGCCAUAUGUUAAAAUUCUUGAAGAACACACUAAUAAACAUUCAGUAAUAGUGGAAAAGAACAAAUGCUGGGAUAUCAUAGCAGAUAAAUAUAAUGCUGUUGGAGUAGAUCGCCCUCCUCGUACAGCACAAGGCCUGCGUACCCUCUAUAAAAGGCUCAAAGAAUACGCCAAACAGGAGCUCUUGCAGCAAAAGGAGACUCUGUUAGAUCAUAGGAGCAGUAUUUCUGAGCCAACCAAGAAAGUUGUGGAAAUGAUUCCCCAGAUUUCCAGUGUGUGCCUAGGAAGAGACAAGAACUAUAUACAAAGUGCAAACGUGGAUAAGGAAGCGCAUGCAGGUACCAGUUUGCCACAGGUGAUGUUGGAUCACCAUCCCGUUGCUAUUACAGUGGAAUUGGACCAAGAAGAAGAUAUUAAACCACCUCCUUCACUAAUUGUAGAUUCUCAACAGAAUGAGACAUUAGAGCAAAGAGAAGAACAUGAACUUGUCCAUGUUAUGGAGAGAGCUUCACCUUCACUUUCCUCUGUUGAUACAAGAAUGACAUUAUCACCAUCUUCUCUUCCAAGGAGAGAUGAAUUUUUUAGACAUGAAAGUGGAGAACAUUUUAGACCAUUAUUUGGAUAUGAUCCACAAACAUUGCAAAUGAUCAAGGAGGAGCAUCAGGUAAUUUUAGAAAAUCAAAGAAAAUUUGGACUCUAUGUUCAAGAAAAAAGGGAUGGAUUAAAGAGAAGGCAGCAACUUGAGGAAGAGCUUCUAAAAGCAAAAAUCAAAGUGGAGAAAUUGAGAGCAAUACGCCUAAGACGGGAUCUUCCUGAAUACAACAGUGUCUAAUUAUUUAUCUUUUUUUGUCUGAAUAAUCUGAAAAUUUCACCUGUGAUUUAUUUAAUUAAAUUGUUUUGACAGAGUCGGUUUCAUAAGGGAAUAUGCAGGAUGAGAAUAUAUAUUCCUAAAAUACUAGUUUCCACUGUUAUAUAAAAACUCUUUUAAAGUUUCUUAUAUCAGAUCUUUUGAUUGAUGUCUUUAAUUCACAUUUUAAAAUUUCCUCCUAAAUUUUAUAUGUGAGUAGUUUUAAUGGCUGGUCUUAAAGAUGUUUUUUACUUUUUUCAUUUAAGUUAGUAAAAGUUUUAGAAAAAAUUUGCACUUCUGGCCUAGAAAUAUUCAAGUUGAUCUUUAAAAGAGGGAAAAUGCCAAUUAGAGAUUUUCUAAUAAUCUUUUUAAGUGUGGUAAUUUAUUAAAAAUUAGUUGCUCUAUGUGACACUGAUUUUCAUAUCUUAUUCUCUUUUUAAAAAUAUUUUUGAUGUCUUUUUACAUUACAGUCAUUUUUGAAAUUACUGCUCUUCUCUGCCGCUCCUACAAGGAAUUCUCCCUUGUAAUAAAGGAAAACAGUUAAGCAAAACCACCAGAUUUAAAUGUAUAACUGACAGUAUAUACAACAUUCUGCCCCAGUAUUACUACCCCUUUGCUGAGAAAGAGGUCACACCUUAAUCUUUUUAAAGAUUAAAUCAUAGAAACAUAGAGUUUUACAGCUUUAAGGGACCUUAUAAGAGAUCAUACCCUUUCAUUUUAUAGAGGAAGAAACUGAGAUGCAAGCAAUACAGAUAUAGUAUUAGAAUCCAUUUCUGAUUUAGAAUCUAGUCAUCUUUUUAUUAUGCCACAAAUAUCACCACCCGUUUUAAACAUUCCAAAUUGUGGUUAGCUUAGCAAAAAAAAAUGUAAAUAUAUGUGUGUAUAUGUACAUAUUAUGUGUACAGAAAUUUAAAAAAAAAGUUGUUU